GAUCUACGCACACUUCUGGAGAAAUGACCCGGAAACUGAUGCUUUCUGUCACGGAAAGCUCACGAGAGAGAUUCGAUUCGAAUUUCUUGAGAUUGAAACUGAGAUUUAAGCUUGCUUAGAUAUCAUCGCUGACCAAACUUUAAAUCAAAAUACUACUCGCGCCUUUUUUUUUUAAUAUAAUUGUGACUGAAUUAAGUUCCUAGAAUUAUUUAUCGCGUUUUCGCUUGUAUUGUGAAUCGUCAUUUGAUUUCGCGACUUUAUUUAAAAAAAAACAGCAGUAUUUGUUUAUAUUUUCUUUUCUGUCGAGAUGCACAUCCAGGUCGAGGAGCGUGUGUUUUCUUCCAUUGCAGAUUCAAGUGGAUGUCUUGGUAGUGCGCUUGUGGCAGGUGAUUCCAACGUACAUCGUAUCCAAGCAGCGAUUCCAAAUUGGUCCACUAUUCGAUGCCUCCCAGUAUCAGGAGCCAAGUUUGUGAAUGACAAGAAGGGAUUUGUGGCAGUUCUGCAGCUUUCAUUGAAGAAGGAGUUUUACCCAUGUGUCUAUAUUCAUCUUGGCUCCAAUGAUGUUCAAGCCAGAGAGGAUGUGUUUUAUAGGAGAGUCACUGAGGUAUGUGAUAGUAUCCACGAGACGAGUCCGGAAACUGAGAUUGUUUUAUGUUCUAUUCUGCCACGAAAAAAGAAUGACAGACGAGUAUCUUCAACAUUAGCGAGAGUCUUCAACAGAUGGAUCCAGAAUGCUAACACCAUGCUAAUGGACAUUUCAGAGGCCAUCCCAUACAUCAGAUUCCUUGGAUAUGGAGCUCAGGAAUGUGCUGAUGUGUUGGGUCGUGAUGGACUUCAUCUGAGUCGUGUUGGUGGUAGACAUUGUAGUCAGGUGAUUGAGGAGGAUGUGUAUUCCUGGAGUGAAAUAGCCUAUCAGCAGGAUGUACAUUGGAAUGAAGACAUACGCCAACCACAUUCAGCAGAGAUUGAUGCAUCAAGCUUUGACCAGUGCCUGGCAGCUGCUGUUGAACCAGUCAGUGACCAGAAUGUCCAGGCCAGCAAGCAGCCUCUGUACUCGGAAAUAGUCCGUUUGCCAGCAGCUGAAGUUCCAGAUGUUACCUCAGUGCAGCAUAAUGUGAAGUUACCAAGGCGCAAUGUAUUGAAGGUUGAUGAAUGUGCUAGAUCAGCCAGACCAUGUAACCACAGAUCAAACAAACAUCGAAGGGCAAGGCGAAGAAAAUUUACGCAACACAGACAGCUGAAAGUUCAAAGAUCUGAGCAGUAUAAAGAUCACGUUGAAAUUCCGUUGACAUCUGAUGUAACGGUAAAGGUGAAGGCAGACAAUGUACAUAGCAUCUGGAUGUGCCCGAAAGAAGACGCCAUUACCACAAAGAAGCGCCUACCUGUCUGCUCUACAAUGACUGGAGUUAAGAAGAUAAACAAGCAGACAUGGUUUGACUGCCCCCUAUGCCCAGUGAAGUGUUCUAGAGAAGAUUUCCUACUGGACCAUUUCUGUCGACGCCAUGUACCUGGAGGGACCAAAUACAAGAAGAACACUGACAAUUCUUUCUGUCAUCGGAAAUCAACGAAGAGCAGCAGAAGUCAGCCAAACUCGAAGAGCACCAUUUCAACAUCCAGCCUGAACCCUGUAGAAAAAACUUCACCUCCCCAUCAAGAUGAAUUGGAUAUCGCAGAUCACGCCGAUUUCUCCAAAUUAAAAUUACUUUUAUCAAAUGAUGUUGAGCAAAAUCCUGGACCUACCUAUCACUGUGAAUGGAAUAAUUGUGGAUUCAUCGGGCUAACAAAAACUAGAAUGGGACAACACCUGCGACAACAUGGACGAGAAGAGGAAUGCAAAUGGGCGCAAUGCAAUGGAUUUCAGCGAACGAGCUACGAAGACCUGGAGUUACACAUUAUACACGACCACUUCUUUGAUGACAGAAUCACCUUUCCUUCCCUAGAUGAUUGGCUGGAAUAUCUCCCAGAAAAAAGAAUCGACCCAGAAACCACUGAUUUACGCUUCUGUCCAAAACACCUGAGAAGCAAGCUGAAGUUGUUACUGUUUGAUGAGGACUACCUGGACAUGCCGACAAACAAAUCCUACACAAUGAGCGACCACCUGUGUACACUGGAUUUUGAAAGUAAUCAUUAUACUAAAAAUUUCUUAAAUAUUGAGAAAAAAUUUAUUGAAAAAAGACUUUUGUUAGGUGAAGACUGGUCAGAUUAUAAUGGUAAAUUUGAGGAAAAUGACACUGAUUCACUUUUAAGUCCAGAUCCAAAAGUCCGCAAGCACAGGCAGUUCCAUGGUGGAAAAUAUCAAUUCCACUUUGUCCAAACUUCACGUCCUGAAUUAAGUUCAAAUUCUCAUUCUGGAACUAAGUUAAAGCCUGUAAAAAGAAAAGCUUCCUGUACAUUUCCAAAUGAAUGGUCAAAUAUCUUGCUGACAAAUUUACAAUUCUGUUCUCAUGCCAUAACUAUGCAGAACUUAUUUCUGAAUUUGAUUUUAGAAGAAGGAAUUGUUGAUUGCAAAAAACUAAGUUUUCUUAAGUUAGAAUAUGACACUGCUCUAUUAGCAUCAGCCAAAACCUGCACCAAAGGUGUUUUUGUUUGUCAUGUAUUUAAAAUCAUUGUAGACAAUGCUGAAUAUCUGUACAUCCGCUAUGUUGAGUCUGGAGUGUAUGCUGGCCUAAUGGAACAGAAAUAUUUGCAAGAAAUCAAAGAUACAUUUCAUUACACUGACAAUAAUAUGUUUUUGCAUAAUACAUUAACAGUGGAAGAUAUACAGAACAUGGAAUCUGAUCAUAUAAAAGAUAAAAAGGAACAGCCGAAUACAUAUAAGCCCAGCAGCAGACUUAAUGAUUUCUUUAAGCAAAAAUUCAUUCCAGGUAUUGCUGAUACAAGACAAAUGAAGGACACUGAUAAUAUUAAUUGUUUAUCCUUUGCAGUAUCAAUUUUGCCCUUUUCUUCAACCUCAACUGCCAAGUUUAUGGAUGCUUGUACUGCAGGAAAGGAAGACCGUCUUCAAGCUUUGCUUUUAGAUUUUAGGCACUCAAAAUUGGAACAGGUUCCUCGAAACUCGAGGGAAAUAUUUCAGCAGCAAUAUGAAGGAGAAGAAACCCUUUUAAGUCAGUCAAAGGCAUUAAAUUGUUUACCAGGUGACGUCAAAAGAAAAACCGAACUAUUCAAAGGUGAUCCAAAAUUUGCAUCCAACUUCAUAAACAAGAAAAAAACUCGACUCAGAACAUCACUUAGAUAUCUUACUUUCAGUCUCUUUCUGCAGAAUGAAAUUAAUACAAUUUUCACUAAGUAUAGAACAUAUUACCCAGAUUUAAAUGCGGUUCAAUGUGAGGUUUUAGAAAUUCCUGCACUAGAGAGGCCAUCUAAGAAGAGGAAAAGCACAGCCUCUGUGAAGGUGACAAAAGAUGUGGAGCCAUUGAGUGUUAUGCAGGAAUCAAAAAAAUCUAUGUAUGAACAAUUUUCUAUUGAUUUAAUAGAGGAUGGAAAGAUAUAUAUUCAGGUAGCUGAGGAAGACACCAUGAUAUGUUGUAUGAAUGAUUAUAAUGAUUCUGGUUCUUUAAGAAAAGAAGUGUAUGUUUAUACCACUUGGCUAAAGCAAGAAUCUGGAGACUACUUCCAUUGUACCUGCAGUAUAUAUAGAACUUUAUUUGAUAUAGCUCAUAGCCAAACUCUAAAUUAUUCAAACAGGAAUAGCUGCAUGCACUGUACAUUCCUUAAGUGUAUUGUUCUUCCAAAUCUACAGAUAGAUGAAAGGGCUACAGAAACCAAAACCCGUAAAUUUGUUCAGGAGGGAAAGCAGUGUGCUGGCAAGGAUUUGAUUGAAUUAAGUGACUUUAAUGGUACACGGAAAUUUUCAGUUUUGGCAGAAGGAGAGACUAAACCUGUUUUUUUAUCACUGAGUCACAACAAGGCCAAAGCAAAUUAUACUGUGACCUGUCACAAUGGCGAGUGUCAAUCAAAGAAGGGACAGAGACGAUAUUUAAAUAACUUGAAUUCUUCAAAUCUUUGCAGACAUUUAUUUGUGCUGAAACAUAAUCCAGAAUCCUGGAUUGAUUUGCAUGAAAGAAAUGCCACUAAUGAAACUUUUUUAGAUGACCAGCUACUAAAUGAUGAAACAAAUGAUGAUGCUGGUGAUGGUGAUCCUGUUGAUACUAAUGACAAUUUUGAUCCUGAAACAGGUCUAUGGAAGUAUAAGUGUGAGAGCAGCCAUCCAGCAGCAGCUAGAGAGAGUGAUAUGUUGAGGCGUAACAUCAUCAAACGUGACGGAUGGAAUGAUUUGACCUUAAGUAGGCAGGCUGAUGGUUCAUUGAAGGGUCCCAAUUUCUAUCCAGAUAUGCCAGACAAUACAUGCUGCUGUGGAUCUGGAUGGUUGAAGCGAGAUGAUGAUCCAGAUUACUCUGAAAACGGGAAAUUGAUUCCUUUAGGUCUAGUUCUUACAGUUUACACACAGUUUGCGCCUGUGCAGUGUGAUGUUUACAAAAGAGUCUGUUACAACCCGAUAGACGACAGUCGCUGUGAACUUGCAUGGAAUGAAGGAUCAUCAGUAAUGAAAACUGGUUGCACUUUUUCAGCAUACUGUCAGAUGAAGGAUGAACUCUACAGAACUCGUGACCCAAAGGCCAAGUUUAUGGAUGCAACAGUUUUUUUAAAAUGGUGGUUUAGCUGGGCAGCUAAUAUGAACAUUGAUUUCAGACAACCAUGUGACAUUUGUAGGUAUGAGCCUAAUAGACUGUGCUGUGAUGGAACCAGAGUAGGCGUAGGUUUUCGUCAUUCAAAUUUCACAGAAAUAAGUACACCUGAUAGUUCUUUACAGACACAGCAAACAUUGCAUCGACGGAUGGACAGAUGUUACCUGAAGAAUAAGCCUGGAGUUGAAAAGAGACAGAUGAUCGCUUAUCGUGAAGCAUUGGAUAAUAUAGCCCGAACUACAGUUGCAGAAUUUGAACCGUUAGAUAUUCCAGAAAAUAAUGAUAGAAUUAAUUUACUUAUGCAGGCUCUACCUGAGGAGGCUCAUCAAUCAUUCCAGCGAUUUACUCGAGGGAUGUCAGAAUUUGAAAGAGUAGCUUAUGCAUCUGUCCUUAAGAUGUUGGCUACAACAGCAUCUGUGACAAGCAUUUUGUCACCAGAAUAUGCACUUUUCUUGCAGGAAUUUCUAACUAAUGAAAAUCUUUCAGAUUUUGAGUUUAACAGACAGAUGUAUGAGAUGAGAUCAUUUGCUCCAGAAAUACGGGACUUGAUUGCAGAAUCGAUGUUGAACAAUAACAACAUUCUACCUGAUGACAUUAAACUUUUUCUAGUUCAUCUUACUAAUGAGUCUCUAAACUUACCAGUUUAUGCCCCAGAGGAUGCUACUUUUCAAUUCGGAACAUACAACCCUGAGAAGCUGGGCCGGGCUUAUUACUUCAAUGAACAUGGUGUUAAACUGAGGAAUGUACGCAAAUUUCAGAUAGAUGAGGACCGAGCAGGCAGAAACAAUGACCAUGAUGAUGAAGCUAUGGACUUUGAGCGAUGCAGAAAGAUUUACUCAAAAAUACAACAAUCAGCACCCGGCACAUCUAACUUGUUUCUUUGGUUUUGUCCAGAUCACGGUCAUUGCUAUGGAUUCCACAUGACAGUGGCUGAAGGCAGAAAAGAUCCAUCAGCUUCAUUAUACUCUCAUCUAGCCAAACCUCCACAAGCAGUGUUUUAUGACUUUGCCUGUAACUUACAGGAAUAUUGCCUCAACAGAGACAGUGGGUACUACAAGAAUGUUAGAUUUUUUCACGAUAUUUUUCAUGGUUAUUCACACAAAUGCUCUACUUCUUUUAGAAGCUCUCGACUUCAAGGAUUUGAAAGUGUGAACUCAGAAAUCUGCGAACAGUUCAACAGCUUCAUCCAGAUUCUGAAGAAAUCAGCAAGACAAAUGACACAAUCUCAUUUCUGUUUCUAUCUUCAGUUCUUUAUUCAUGAGUGGAACAGGAGAAAAAGAGUUGCUUACAAGAGGAAAAUCAGCACUGCACUAGCUGGGCUUUUAUGAAAUGUAUAACAACUUUGAUUUUCAGAGAGCUGUGCAUCAUAAAAUGAUCAAAUGAACUAUGUUUAAUUUAUAUUUCAUUCACUUCUUAUAUAUAUUUGUUUGACUUUCUCAUUUGCGUAUACUUUUGACUAGUAAUUAUCACUGCAUCUGCAAUUGUUUUCGGUUUCUGCUGUGUUUGUUAGUAUGUUUCAGUUUGAGCGAACAGACUCCAACUUUGGCUUCCAGCUUUGCUGUUGAGAAAGGUCAACAAGUUCCACCAGAAGUUCCACCAGAAAUACAUCACGUCUUUGAUUUUAAUGUUUGAGGCAGAUUUUCCACAGCGUCUUCAUCCAAUCUACUUGUGUCGGCAUGUGCAACUACUUAAUCUGAAGGCUUGGAGGGAAUUGUAGCUCAGUGCUUCAUCCUUUAUGUGGAUAAACAAAAGGGAACCAGAAGGAUCGAUCUAAAGACAUUCUUUUCAUAAAUCUGUUGGUGUCAAACAAUAUAAUUUUGAUUGAUCAGUCUUCUUAGUGCCUGUAGUGAACAGUAUGUAUUGUAUUAUAUGUAGUAUAAUAAUCAAUUAAGUGUUGAUAAAUGUCUUACAAUUAUCGUAUAACCCUUUAUAUCAAGUUUUGUUAUAACAUUUGUGGAUUUUAAAAGAUAAGGCAGAGACUAUGUUUACACUGUAAAUGUUCAACUGGUGAAUUCCAUUAUUUGUUGCAAUAUCUAGAUUUUGAUAAUGUAAGGAAUGAUUUCUGAUUAAAGUAUUACAAUAGGAAUCCAAUCUCUGUUAUGCUUAAAGAUGCACUUUUACUCCCAAAUUAGAUAUUCCACAGUUUAUAUAAUUGUUUUUUAUAUAAAAAAUAAGAUUCUUAUGAAGGAUACAGAGUUGAAUUUGAAAGAAGGUUGCAGGAAACAUAAAGAUCAUAAUCAAUCUUUUAGCACUCACCAAUCAUUUAAUAUUUUUAAUUUUAGGAAUUAAAUACACAGUUACAAUAUUGUUAUCAGGAAUCAAUAUUUUCCAUAAAUGCAUUAUUUAGUAAGUAGUUAAAGGUUUAUCAGUCGAAAUGUAUGUUUCAUACAUGUGUAUAUUUUGAUUUUGAAUAAGAGUCACUUGAAAGAUUUAGCUAAAAAUGUUAGAAGAAGAAACUGAAAUUGCCCAAUUCUGUACAAAUAAUUAAGGUCAUACAUUCGCUUAUACACAUUUUAUCAAUGUGAAAUGUUAACUUAAAUUGUUUCUUAAGUAUGAUAUAACAAUCUAUAUUGCAUAAGUAAUUGAAGAUAUUGUUAAAUACCACUUGUAUGUGUACAUGCUGGGUACCCCUUGCACAUAAUGAAAGCUAGGUAUGAAUAAUAUACGAUUUUAAAAUAAUUGCAGUAAAAGACGGCAGUAAACUGAAUGGAAGCUGUACACACACUUAUAAGUACACAUUCACGUGCUGUUUCACAACAUCUCAUGUAACUACUGAGAACACAUGUUUACAGUACAUAUAUUACACUGUUUUAUUUGGACUCAUUUUAUAAAAAAAAAACAUUUAAUUCCU
Molecule: messenger RNA, 7536 nt
Organism: Mya arenaria
Lineage: Eukaryota; Metazoa; Mollusca; Bivalvia; Myida; Myidae
Source: RefSeq, a predicted model, not a curated record